Salvia hispanica is the source of this 1819-nucleotide messenger RNA. RefSeq names its product putative CoA ligase CCL5. The record is from RefSeq and is a predicted model, not a curated record. NCBI's taxonomy places the organism in Eukaryota, Viridiplantae, Streptophyta, Magnoliopsida, Lamiales, Lamiaceae. Gene Ontology annotation, cellular component: peroxisome. Gene Ontology annotation, molecular function: CoA-ligase activity.
UUCCACUUUACCACUCCCACUAACAAUUCAACUCACACUUAGCUUUGAAUCUUCCAACUUUAAUUUAACAAUGGCGGAUUCAUCAAACACUGAUCCCCGCAGCGGAUUCUGCACAUCCAACUCCACCUUCUACAGCAAGCGCAACCCAAUCCCUUUACCUGCCAACCCCUCCCUCGACGUCACCACCUUCAUCUCCUCCCGCUCCCACCACGGCCACGUCGCCUUCAUCGACGCCGCCACCGGCCGCCGCCUCUCCUUCUCCGAUCUGUGGCGCGCCGUGGACGCCGUCGCCUCCUCCCUCUCCUCCGACUUCGGCAUCCGCAAGGGCCACGUCAUCCUCCUCCUCACCCCCAACUCCAUCUACUUCCCCAUCGUCUGCCUCGCCGUCAUGUCCCUCGGCGCCGUCAUCACCACCACCAAUCCCCUCAACACCGCCCGCGAGAUCGCCAAACAGAUCUCCGAUUCCAAACCCUCGCUCGCCUUCACCAUCCCUCAGCUCCUCCCCAAACUCGCCGAUUGCAGUAAUCUCCCAAUCGUCCUCUUAGGCUCCGGAGAUCCGAUUUCUGGAUCCAAUUUCAAAAUUAUUUCAACGAUUGAGGAUAUGAUGAAGCGAGAACCGAGUCAGAUCCGAGUCAGGGAGCGAGUCGACCAGGACGACGCGGCGACGCUGCUCUACUCCUCCGGAACGACCGGCGCGAGCAAAGGCGUGGUCUCCUCUCAUAAAAACCUAAUCGCGAUGGUGCAGACGGUGGUGAAUCGGUUCAAAUUGGAGGAAGGGAAGGAGAUCUUCAUCUGCACGGUGCCGAUGUUUCACAUCUACGGAUUAGUAGCAUUCGCCACCGGUCUAAUCGCAUCCGGAUCUACGGUGGUGAUCCUCUCCAAAUUCGAGAUGGAUGAGAUGCUGAUAGCGAUCCAGAAAUUCUCGGCGACGUAUCUCCCGCUGGUGCCGCCGAUCCUCGUGGCGCUGGUGAACCACGCCGACGGCGUGAAGCGGAAGUACGAUCUGAGCAGCCUCCGCGCGGUGCUCUCGGGCGGCGCGCCGCUGAGUAAGGAGGUAAUUGAGGGUUUCGCGGAGAAGUACCCUGGCGUAGCGGUGCUGCAGGGGUACGGACUGACGGAAUCGACGGGGAUCGGAGCGUCGACGGACUCGGAGGAGGAGAGCCAGAGAUACGGAACGGCGGGGUUGCUGUCGCCGAGCAUGGAGGCGAGGAUUGUGGAGCCGGAGAGUGGGAAGGCAUUGCCGGUUAAUUGCACCGGCGAGCUUUGGCUCAGGGGUCCCUCUAUUAUGAAAGGUUACUUCAGCAACGAAGAGGCGACAGCUUCUACUCUAGAUUCACAAGGGUGGUUGAGAACCGGAGAUCUUUGCUACAUUGAUGAAGAUGGCUUCAUUUUUGUUGUAGACAGAUUAAAGGAGCUCAUCAAGUACAAGGGCUAUCAGGUUCCUCCUGCAGAACUGGAGGCUUUGCUGCUCACUCAUCCAGAAAUAGAUGAUGCUGCUGUGAUACCGUUCCCAGAUAAGGAUGCCGGACAAAUUCCAAUGGCGUAUGUGGUGAGGAAAAAGGGAAGCGCGGUGACAGAGAGCCAAGUGAUGGAUUUCAUUACUCAACAGGUGGCUCCAUAUAAGAGAAUUCGAAGAGUGGCGUUCGUGGCUUCUGUCCCGAAGAAUCCCUCGGGCAAGAUACUCAGAAAGGAUCUAAUCAAGCUUGCUGUCUCUAAAAUAUAAUGUAUCAAUUGGAUUUCAAGUUUUUAUGUAGCUUGGUUUGUUGCAUCAAUAAUGUAAUAUUUCACACUAUAUAUAACAUAAUUCAAUAGGUUGUAA